UCAAAUAGCAGAUCUGGACUCGGAAUCUUCGUGUAGCCGCACAGUCUGCAAAGCAGACAGAACAACACACAGCGUCGCACCGAUGCCCUCGUCCCUCCCUCUCUCCCCUUCUCGCACCUCAAUCAACUGGUCGGAGCAAGCGUCCCUCAGAGAUGGUGAUGCUGCAGUUGGUGCGAUCAACAGUAUCUCGACAGCAGCUGGCACGUCGGACCGUCCCUCACCAGGCCCUGCACUCAGACAGAUCAACGUGGGAUGCGCACCUCAGUGGGCCGUAGGCAGAGAGAUGAUCUGCAGUCAGAUCUUUUCAGAUUUCUCUUGCAUGACGGCCUACCUGGAAUGCCUCCGCGCUGACAAUCCGCGAAUCGGGCUGACACUUCAGCACGGUCGUCGUCUUUCUCAGACGGAAGGCGUCCGGUCAGACAAAACGGUCGAUCACGGUCGAACUAAAAAAACAAAGGGUCAUUCCACACCAGUGCUGUGCUGGCACCCCCACUACUCACCCAGCACGUUGAAACCUCGGAACAAAAGGGAGGGAGUUGACACCAUGGGUCGUUCCCGCUUGGCUGCCUAGGGUAAUCCUUGAAACCGCUGCAUGCUGCGGAUCUUUGCUGCGGAUCUCUCUCUUGAGCGUCGAGAGCGAAGACUGUAAAGAUCAAGAUGACAAGUGGAAAGAAGAGGCAGAGAAGGUGUUUCUUCUGGCAUCACAAGAACAAACACAUUAGGAAGGAGGCAACUGAUGCAUGUUGCUGGAAUGGUACGUAUGUGUGUGGAUAUAUUGUGCAGAUGAAGAUGGAGGUCCAGCUCCAGAUGUCAAGGUGCCUGUGCGUCAUCCCUGUCGUGUGCCACAUUGAGCGACGCACAACAUGGUGACCACUCCAGCACACGUUGUUGGUGUUGGUUUGUACAUGACAGGUUCUCACAUCACAUGCAGUGACAGCAACACACAACUCGGCAGCAGUGUUCGUCCAUGGCUGUCUGAUGCUGUGGCUUUUCAAGCUUUGUGGAGGGUGAGAGGAAGUACAUCACGCAUCGUGUUCGACGUGGACAUCUCGCAUCGUGUUUGUCUUUGUGGAUCUGUGUCACGAGUUCCGCCUAUCCCUCCGACAAGGUAGGUACGAAGAGGAAGGUAGAGCAGACAGACAGGAGGACGUUGACAUGGAGUGAAUAGAUGUGUAUCGACCGUCUGCCGCACACACAACCGACCUGUAUGUGGGUGUUCCCGCAACCCAGUGACCACCGCCUCCGCGUGUGUGCGCAGCUGACGUUUGUGUCCAUUGUAUGUGAGCACAAAGUGUUUGUUAUGCUCGUCUAGGGUGCGCUCGCACUUGUCGGCCGCCAGUCGUCUGCACCACACACGCACACACACACACACACACACACACAGAGAGAGAGAGAGAGAGAGUGUGUGCGUGUGUGCGUGUGUGGGCAUCUCAUCGUGCCCAUCUGUAUUUCGAUGGAUGUAUUGCGUGUCCGUCGAUGGGUGCGUACGACUGCCCGCCUGCCUGCCUGCCUGGAUGGAUGGAUGUGUGUGUGUGUGUAUGGAUGGGUAUGGGAGGAGAAGUGAGCCCUCACAUGACAUGAGUGGCGCUGUCUGUAGCCAUUAAUGGUGCAGCGUGUCAUUGGAGCAGUCGAAGUGCUGCAAGCUUAGACGUAUUGACUGUGUGUCCCUGCCUGUAUGCAUGCAUGUCUAUGGAUAUGUUUCAAUCCAUCCCAUCAUGCAUUAGUGUGGGUAUAUCAUUAGGUUCAAUCUGCAUUAUUGUGUCUGAUGCUGUGGCUUCGUGUGAGUUGGGAGAGGGCACAUACAUCCUUCACGCACAUACUUCACACGCAUACUCCAUGCACUCUCGGACUGACCGCGUGUCUCACUCGCCUGCCUGUCUCCAUAAGUGUAAUCCUACCGACUUCCUCCUUGCAGUUGACACGCCCGCUCCUUUUUCAUGCAUUGCGGACCUGACCAUAUGAGAUGAAACGAUGAUACCUCUCGACGGCCACUGGAGCCACUCGUGCCAGUCACCAUCCAUCGUACUGCCACUGCAAGCACCACUGCCGCCUUCCCCGCCCGAUUCGCGGCUCUAAGGGCUCCCGCUUGCGGGGGCCUUUAGUUGGAAUGGGAGAUAAAGCCGAAGGGACGCCUGUUUCAAGCUCGCACAGGCUAAGCUUGCUGAGGGCACGAGAAGGAAGAGGGAAGGGAGGAGAGGCAAACGGCGAUGCAUUGCUGCGUUCUCUUCUUUACUCUGUCGUGCAGGUCGUCUUGAGAAGAAGGGAGAGGACGGGCGUGUGAUAGACGCCUCCCCCGAGGCCACUCACGUUCAUAUGCGACUUAAUUCGGGCGGUGCAUG
This is a messenger RNA of Vitrella brassicaformis, 2339 nucleotides long. The record is from the annotation of a GenBank genome assembly. NCBI's taxonomy places the organism in Eukaryota, Vitrellaceae.